Molecule: messenger RNA, 528 nt
Organism: Ostertagia ostertagi
Lineage: Eukaryota; Metazoa; Nematoda; Chromadorea; Rhabditida; Trichostrongylidae
Source: the annotation of a GenBank genome assembly
AUGCCCAGACGAGGCUGGACACAUCGCAAUGUUGCUCUGCAAUACGUGAGAGAGAACUAUGACAAGAAUCGCAGCGCCGUUCUGUACUUUGCCGAUGACGACAACACAUAUGACAUUCGGCUAUUCAACGACUACAUCCGAAAAGUGAUGAGGAUAGGAGUGUGGGCGGUCGGAUUGGUGGGAGGCGCAUGGGUUGAAGCUCCCCACGUGUCUUCCAAAGGCAAAGUAAUCGCAUGGGACGUGAUGUUUGCUCCUGGUAGGCCAUUCGCCACCGAUAUGGCUGGAUUUGCGAUCAACAUCAGAGAACUUUUCAGAGCUCGCGAUGCCUCUUUCAACCAAAACUGCGCAAAAACCUACAAGCAAGGCCCAGAAUCGUGUUUCCUCUCGCAGUUUGGAUUCAGAAAAGAAGAUCUUGAGCCGUUUGGAUACAAGGAUUAUCCGAAGGAGAUUCUCGUAUGGCACACAAAGACAUCCAAGUCAAAAACGAGAGGACCAAAACGUGGUUAUGCCAUAGAAUCGAAUAAUUGA